Molecule: messenger RNA, 2238 nt
Organism: Strongylus vulgaris
Lineage: Eukaryota; Metazoa; Nematoda; Chromadorea; Rhabditida; Strongylidae
Source: the annotation of a GenBank genome assembly
AUGUCAUAUAGAGCCUACCGGGCUGGAGCGACAGAGUUUGGACAUUUGCCUGAUCCACCAAGAAGUGCAUUCUUGCCAGAAGGAAGCAUGCGACCUGAAGAUAGUCAAAGAGUACAUCUUAUUAACGCUUUUCGUCGCUACGGAUAUCUGCAAGCUGAGCUAGAUCCACUUGGGCUACAACCUCAAAAGGACAUGCGACCUGAAGAUAGUCAAAGAGUUCAUCUCAUUAACGCUUUUCGUCGCUACGGAUAUUUGCAAGCUGAGCUUGAUCCGCUUGGGCUACAACCUCAAAAGGACGUACCUGAGUUAAAUCCCGAAAUUUAUGGUCUCUCGCCUCAGGAUGCUCUUCCUGGCAAAGAUCUCUGCCUAAAUGAUCUUGCAGAGCAGCUACGAUUAAUCUACUGUGGGCCAAUGGCGAUUGAGUUUAUGCACAUCAAUAAUUUUGACCACUUUUUGGCUUUGAAAUUCCCAACAGUGAAGAGGUACGGUAGUGAAGGUGCGGAGGCGAUGUAUGGUUUUUUCUCGGAGUUGUUUGAUUCAGCACCGGAAAAGGAUAUUCAACAGAUGAAAGGAAAACCCGAAUUUCCGGACGGUGUUCAAGGAUCUGGUGACGUGCUAUCGCAUUUGACCUCCUCGUUCGACCACAAAUUGCCAGAAGGUACUGUACAUAUUUCAAUGCUUCCGAAUCCAUCCCAUCUAGAAGCUGUAAAUCCAGUAGCAAUGGGAAAAGCCCGUGCACGAGCUAGGACGUUAGGCUUAGGUGAUUAUUCUAAGGAUCGAUCGGCACGAGCAGGAGAUGGAGUGCUGUCAGUACUAGUCCAUGGAGAUGGUGCAUUUACUGGACAGGUUGGGACGUUAGGCUUAGGUGAUUAUUCUAAGGAUCGAUCGGCACGAACAGGAGAUGGAGUGCUGACAGUAUUAGUCCAUGGAGAUGGUGCAUUUACUGGACAGGGAAUUGUAUGGGAGUCUGUUGCUUUAAGCCAGGCCCCACAUUUCCGACUGGGAGGAACAAUCCAUUUGGUCACGAAUAAUCAAGUGGCUUUCACAGCUGAAGCACAUAUUGGGAGAUCAUCUACUCAUUGUACAGAUAUAGCCAAGGCGUUCGAAUACCCUGUCAUCCAUGUCAAUGGAGACCAUCCUAAUGAAGUGGUUAAAGCCACCCGGUUGGCUAUGGCUUAUCGCGAAAAAUUUCGAAAGGAUGUCUUCAUCAAUAUGCAGUGUUUCCGUCGCUGGGGACACAACGAACUGGAUGAUCCCUCAUUCACACAACCUCUUAUGUACAGAAUAAUUGAAUGCCGUGAAUCGGUGCCUCGCCAGUAUGCUGAUGAACUGAUCAGCGAAGGUUUGAUGAAAGAAGAUGAUGUCAAGGCUAUAAAAGAAGAGCACUCAGCAAAAAUGAUGGAGUCUUUCAGGGCUAUUGACUCAACGCCACCUGUUGCUAAGCACCUGGAGAGCAAUUGGAAAGGUUUCAUACAAGCACCUCCUGAGAUUCAGACAUGGGACACUGGUUGUGACGUAAAUCUGCUAAAGUACAUAGGAGCUGCAUCGGUCAAAGUCCCUGAAGGAUUUUUAGAAAUUAAAUUCCAGAAAGUUCAUCCUCAUUUGCAAAAAACACACUGUGAAGCAAGAAUUCAGAAGAUGAUCAGUGGCGAAAACAUCGACUGGGGAACUGCUGAGGCACUCGCUUUUGGGUCAUUGCUGAUGGAAGGAAAUGAUGUGCGCAUCAGCGGACAAGAUGUAGGGAGAGCUACAUUUAGCUUUAGGCAUGCGAUGUUAGUGGAUAAUGACACCGAUCUCACACAUAUUCCACUGAACUUUAUUGCAGAUAACCAGAAAGGCUACUUGGAGGUUGCUAAUAAUAUUUUAUCGGAAGAGGCUAUUCUUGGAUUCGAAUAUGGUUAUUCAAUGGAAAGUCCUCGACAACUUUGUAUAUGGGAGGCUCAGUUUGGAGAUUUCUUCAACGGAGCCCAGAUCAUCAUUGAUACUUACCUUGCCAGUGGUGAAGGAAAAUGGUUGACACAAUCUGGCCUAACCCUCUUGCUCCCUCAUGGAAUAGAUGGUAUGGGCCCAGAACACAGUACUUGUAGGAUGGAGAGAUUCUUGCAACUAUGUGACUCUCGUGAAGAUCAGAAGCCAGUAGAUGGGGAGAACAUUAAUCUCCGAGUAGCCAACCCCACUACUUCAGCACAGUAUUUCCAUCUUCUCAGGAGACAGGUCGGAUAUUUGAAUUUUGCUUAG